Daphnia carinata is the source of this 1573-nucleotide messenger RNA. RefSeq lists its product as uncharacterized. NCBI's taxonomy places the organism in Eukaryota, Metazoa, Arthropoda, Branchiopoda, Diplostraca, Daphniidae. The record is from RefSeq and is a predicted model, not a curated record. Gene Ontology annotation, molecular function: protein binding.
UUACAAAAUAUGACAAUAUUUUCCUUUUGAACUGAUCACUUAUUUCAUUGUAAUGAACAUGAAUGCUAAUGCAAUGAUUUGGCCUUUUGACAAUCAGAAGAUUACAAACACAAUUUUUGGGUAUCUGGACUGCCAAAGUUUGAGGAUAGCUGAGCAUGUUUGCUUACAAUGGAAGAUGGCUAUAUAUGAUGGACACUUGUGGGAGAAAGUUUAUAGAAGAAAUAUGCAGUUGCCAGAUUGGAAGAAAUUGGAGCAAGUACUAAAACUCAGAAAUCCUGGUUUAUUUCCUUUUCCCUCUGAGUUUGUAAUCAACAAUUAUAAAGAAGCCUGCUGCCACAUGGAAGAUACAAUAAAGGGACUUGAGAGGAAAUGGACAAAAGGAAUUUAUACCAUCUCAAACUACAAAUGGAACUUACACCCCCAAAAAAAAAGAACCAGUGAACCUAUUUACUUUUCCAUGAGUGCGAGUUUGAUGGUGAGAGUUUCGCCAACUGGUCGAAUCAGCACGAGAAACCGAUGGGCACCAGAAGAGGAACAAAUUGCUCAUCUGUUACCGAACAAAAACAUCCCAAUCGAUAAUUUUGACCUGCAUCCUAUCAUCAAGUCAGUUCAGUUUAAUGGUGAUACUUUCGCUGCAGUUGGUCUUGUCGGCACUAGGAAGAUUUUAUUUUUAUUCAAUGUUAAAGAACACGCAGAUCCUCUGCUGUUACGGUGCUCAGCAUGGAGAGGGAUUGAAAAUACAGCUGCCGAUUCAAGUUACACUUUUAACCCAGAAAAUUGCAUUCGUUUGAAAAACGACGUACUUGUGCUUUGCGGCAAGAAGGUAGCAGGUUUUUCAACGGUAGUCUCCUUGAUGAAUACGAGAACAAAAGAAUCUAUGUAUCAGAACCUGGAGGUCACAAGCCGUGUAGGGCAACUGUCGGAUUUCACGCUUGACGACUGGCGCAUUAUCCUUUUUUUCGGCAGAAAAGAAAAUCCACGUCUACAACAAGUGGAUCGGUAUAUAUUACAAAUUCGCGACUUGGCUUCCUUUAUGCUGCUCAAAUCCUUUGUGCUUCCCAUUACUCGUUCCCGCGUCUGCCAUUUUGACUAUUCAAACGGACUCGCCGUCACAGGAUCAAACGAUAGCCCCAUAAGGAUAUGGAAUGUAGUUAAUGGAACUUGUGAUGGGGACUUUUCGCAUGGCGGAGACAGCCUUUUCGCAUUAAAAAUCAUCGCGGAUAGACUUAUAAUCACGUGUGACCACCAGGGUAUAAUCAAGUUAUGGAACUUAAAGGCAGCAACCGACCUGGCCAACCGAGACAAUCCAUCUCGUCUGUUGCUCCGAACCCUGGAUUCCCUGCCAUCCCCGUACAAAUUUCGCAGAGUCAAAACGUUAGCUAUGCAAGCCGACGAGUUCCAGGUAGCGCUAAUUCUUCAACACGAUACCAAGCGCCCACAGAUGUAUUUAAUGGAUUUUUUAGCAAGUGUGCUUAAUGAUGAAGAACUCGAAAAGAAAACAAGACAAGUUGGCGAAAGCCGUCAGCUAUAACUGUAUUUAUUCCCUUCCAUCAAAUAGGAUAGCAACAAUCUU